AUGUCUCUUUCUCAAUUUUUGCCCGAAACUCGCGAACGGUGGUCAUCGCGCUCGAAGAUCAUCUCGUCGAAAGGAAGACGAGGCAAGCAAAGUAAACGCUACCCCCCUCCCCUCGAUGGCGUGAUAGAAGUCGAUGUGUGGUUCGGUUCUGAUGGAGCAUGUGAUAUGUGUUUUCCAGGGUACAGCAAAACCUGCAUGCCUACUGUAAGACAGAUAAUUGACUGUCUCGUUGCUGCUCGACCCAUGCCAAUCCGAUGCGGCCCCUGCCUUACUGCUAAACGUACUAAUACUGCUACUAACAAUCGCGGUAGUAACGGCGCCAGUCGCGUUAGUAGCACGGCUAACAGCAACAACAUCAACAGCUACAUCAACAACAACAAGAAUUUACACGCCUACGAGAACAUUCAGAGCUUUAUAGCUUUUGAUACAAAGAUGUGUGAUGUACAGAUUGGUCUAAUUUACUGGUCCGAGCAAGCUACUCUUGAAAGAUGUAAGAGUUAUGAAUCUGAAUUUUCGUUUCGAACAGUUGAUAUUCUUCACGAGUGA
Molecule: messenger RNA, 546 nt
Organism: Heterotrigona itama
Lineage: Eukaryota; Metazoa; Arthropoda; Insecta; Hymenoptera; Apidae
Source: the annotation of a GenBank genome assembly